CAAGUUUCUCCCGCAACGGCCCCGCCUUUCUAUGGGACAAUACAAGGCAAUUCUCUCUCUCUACCGCCUAAACCGAACUAACCCAAGAGAUACAACCCACUCACUCUCACGCCCGUUUCCAUCGACUUUGUCCUUUUGCUUCGCUUCGCUCUGCAUCGUGAGACUGUCGAUUUUCUCUCCUACACUUCAAUCCACUCUGUACGUACGCCGAGAGCCUCUUUGCUCUCCUCCACCACCAACCAAAAUUUCAUCCUCUUACAGCCUGUACUUGAGGUCUAUUAGCUAACUCAGAGCUCCCCGCCAGCCCGUCCACCCCUCAUCCUUAACAUCCCGUCUCCUGACGUAGACCGCAAUCAUGUCUCAAUCUGGUGCCACCGUUUCGCAGGACUGCAUAACUGCCUUUAACGACCUGAAGCUUAACAAGAAGUACAAAUACAUCGUCUACAAGCUUUCCGACGACUACAAGGAGAUCGUUGUCGAGCACGCCUCCGACAACAGCGACUGGGAGGACUUCCGUGAGAAGCUCGUCAACGCUACCUCCAAGAGCCGAACUGGCGCUGUUGGCAAGGGUCCCCGUUACGCCGUCUAUGACUUCGAGUACAGCCUGGCCUCUGGCGAUGGUAUCCGAAACAAGAUCACCUUUAUCGCCUGGUCUCCCGAUGAUGCCGGUAUCCAGCCCAAGAUGAUCUACGCUUCCUCCAAGGAGGCUCUUAAGCGAUCGCUCACUGGCAUUGCCACCGAGCUCCAGGCUAACGACACUGAUGACAUUGAAUACGACUCCAUCCUCAAGACCGUCAGCAAGGGUCUUGCUGGUUAAGCGCGCUGUCACCGACUACCCAACCGCCGCCCGCGUUCCCAUAUAGAAGCUGGUGGACACGGAAUUUGAACAUACCUAUGGCUGUUUCAAGAGUUGAGACACCAAAACAAGCAAAUGAGUAGGAGUGCAUAGUGAGGGGGUGGAACAAACGCGCGUGGAUCAUGAAAUGUUUCGUUUCCUCCAGGGACGCAAACCAACGAGUUUGCUUCUGGGGGCGAGACUUAAAUUCGCACAAUCGCCGACACUGACCAUGUAUCGUACGUACCACGGGAAAUAAAACCGCAUGCUGGUAUGUGGCAACUAUUGGCAUUCUAUCAUCUAUCUAUCCGAUUGUCUCUGUCAUGCUCUCAUUGCUUCUAAAUAUCGUCACCUUCUAUGGGUUUGCUUGAUUCGACUCCCAACUUGAUUUGAAAAGCCCAGAGAGACGUUCGGCCUCGGCUUCAUCCUUUAGUCGUUGCAUCAAGAAUCCUUUCAGGUCACCCCAGAAGGCCUCCGUCUGUAAGGCUUGGGCGCCUACGGGUUGGGCCUCAGGGGUGGCCUCAGGCUCUUCUGGUGGAAUAGCAGCGGCACCUCCAAUAACCAUAACCGUAAACUCAAUAGACAUAUCCGUCUCACCUAGUAGGUCCUUAAGAAUCUUGCUAUCAGGGAUAGGCUUCUUGUUGUGCAACAACUUAGUCUUGGCGGCGGGUAUCCUUGUCUGCUUCUCGAUGUUGGCCUUGAUGUCCAGGAUUGAGGUGUCUAGGGAUUGAGAAGCGAGCUUGAUGCUCAGAGGAGGGUUGCGAAGUGACUUGAGUGACACGGUGAUGCUUCGUUCGGAGCCGGGAGCAAGGUUGUUGGGUUUGCUCAUGGCCUUGGGCAUGCGGGGGAUGAUGUACUAGAGCUGGUAUUAGCAUGUGCCGUGGAAGAAGAGCACAAAGUCCAUACAGGUGGUCGAGCAGGGUAAGUCUUGGGGUCUUCGACAUGGUCGGCAGAGAGUCGGAUAGGCCGCGACUCUAGCGAUGCCAGAAAUGUUUGGGCGAAAGCGGUUUCAGACAUGAUGAUGGCUUCGUUGUGAUAACUGUGAGCUCGACGGAGGUGGGGUUGAUCGGCGAUGAUGAAUGCAAAGGAGAGAAAGUUGGAGGAUAGUAGAGAGAGUCUUCCGAAUGUAUAGGACUCUAAAAUUAUAGUCAAGAUGUUAAUAGCCUCUAUUUGGCAACAAUAGGAACCGAUCAAUAGUAGGUUCUAGCCAGCUUCAUCAACCAUCGUCAUUGAACACACCUAACAGAGCAAGCUCAAGCUGCCCACAAGAGAUUACAUAAGGUACAU
Messenger RNA from Fusarium verticillioides 7600, 2122 nucleotides. Its product is annotated as cofilin. Gene Ontology annotation, cellular component: actin cytoskeleton; cytoplasm; actin cortical patch. Gene Ontology annotation, molecular function: actin filament binding. Gene Ontology annotation, biological process: actin filament severing; cell motility; actin filament depolymerization. The record is from RefSeq and is a predicted model, not a curated record. Bases 356 to 817 code for a protein of 153 amino acids. NCBI's taxonomy places the organism in Eukaryota, Fungi, Ascomycota, Sordariomycetes, Hypocreales, Nectriaceae. The transcript has 6 exons.